UCUUCCCCAUUCACCACGGCUCAGGACUGAGCGCGCGCUCCAGAUUUUUUCCACCAAGUUUGAAGAAUUUCGUACUUAUUGCUUGAUUUUCUUUUUAAAGAAUACUUUUUAAGGAUAUCUUCAUCUUGUUUCAGUCUAUGUGUGUAUAUAUAUUGAACGAUUUUUAAGUAGAGUACAGUGUGUAACCAAGUGGUCACUUUUAAAUCAAAGAACCAUCAACUCAGCAGCUUUCUUUCUUUCUCCGAGUAGAACAUCUGCAGUUUGGUCAGGAAGCUUGCUCGCGCCUAUUGUUUUUUUAUACACGCUUUUACGGACCACUUGGUUUAAAAAAAACCGUUUGAACGGGGGGUUUAUUGCGCCGGAUGCCAAUUCGUUUGGUUCCCAUGUGAGAAUUCGGUAACGCCAACCAACCAGCCAACCAACGCCUUUCACCGUGUGGUGUGAACCCGCACACCAGCAGCCAGAUCGCUAGAGCUCAGUGCGGCCAUCACUUUCUUUCGCUCUCUAGUCGUGUCGGUUUGUUUGUUGUCUAACACAAACGCUGUCGAAGUGAAGAUGGGUUGCACCCUCAGCGCGGAGGAUAAAGCAGCGAUCGAGAGGAGCAAGAUCAUCGACAGGAACCUGCGGGAAGACGGCGAGAAAGCGUCCAGAGAAGUCAAACUGCUCCUGCUGGGUGCUGGUGAAUCAGGGAAGAGCACAAUAGUUAAGCAGAUGAAGAUCAUCCAUGAAGAUGGCUACUCAGAAGAGGAGUGCAAGCAGUACAAGGUGGUGGUGUACAGCAACACGAUCCAGUCAAUCAUUGCCAUCAUCAGAGCAAUGGGUCGUUUAAAGAUUGACUUUGGCGACUCGGUUAGAGCUGACGACGCACGCCAGUUGUUCGUGCUGGCUGGGACAGCGGAGGAAGGGGUCAUGACCCCUGAGUUGGCUGGGGUCAUCCGCAGGUUGUGGAGGGAUAACGGAGUCCAGAGCUGCUUCGCCAGGUCCCGGGAGUAUCAGCUGAACGACUCCGCUGCCUACUAUCUAAAUGAUCUGGAGAGGAUAUCCCAACAGGGCUACAUGCCCACACAGCAAGAUGUGCUGAGGACUCGAGUCAAGACCACAGGCAUCGUGGAAACUCACUUCACCUUUAAAGAGCUUUACUUCAAGAUGUUUGAUGUGGGUGGUCAGCGCUCAGAGAGGAAGAAAUGGAUUCACUGCUUCGAGGGUGUCACAGCUAUUAUCUUCUGUGUAGCUCUGAGUGAUUAUGACUUAGUGCUGGCUGAAGAUGAGGAGAUGAACCGCAUGCAUGAGAGCAUGAAGCUGUUUGACAGCAUCUGUAACAACAAGUGGUUCACAGACACCUCCAUCAUCCUCUUUCUCAAUAAGAAGGACCUGUUUGAGGAGAAGAUCAAGAAGAGUCCAUUGACUAUCUGUUACCCUGAAUACUCGGGUUCUAACACGUACGAAGAGGCCGCAGCUUACAUCCAGUGCCAGUUUGAGGAUUUAAACAGGCGAAAGGACACCAAGGAGAUAUAUACCCACUUCACCUGCGCCACUGACACCAAGAACGUGCAGUUUGUCUUUGAUGCAGUCACUGAUGUCAUCAUCAAGAACAACCUGAUUGAAUGUGGACUCUACUGAAGCAUGUUUGUUUGCCGAGAGGGACUAGCGAGCAAUGCCUCGUGGGAUGGAUCUCUUUGUCGCUGCCUGUAGCGGAUUCCAGUCGGUGGGGGAAAAAAUGGCGACACACAGUGCUGCUACCACACUGCACGCACACCGUAGUUCUUACUGUGCAUUCUGGAGAAACUCUUCAACCUUCUUUGUUGGCGCUAUUAUCGUCUGUCUUUCUUUACUUCUCCCACACGUUCGAGAGAGGUCAAGAUGGAUGAACGUUCUCUGUUCAUGCUUGAAAUGAAAUUACAACUGGUUCAAGUUGCUCUUCGACCGAUUGGCGAUCCUUUUUUCGGCUGUUACAGUAAAUAAAGUAGUUCUAUGCACACACCAGAAUCCUACAAUGUUAAGAUGCAUCUUGCCAAAAGAGGAAUUUCUGACUAUCAGCAGCUACAUAACUGUGAUUUCUUCAUCCAGCUGAAUUUUGCAAGUUUCUCACGUUAGGUUUAUAAGUAAGUUAUUAAUAUUCCGAUUGUUUUGAGUUCUUUUUUUUUUUUUUUCGGGACCAUGGUUCAAUGGAAACAAGACCUAUGAUGGUGUUCCCAUAAGAAGAGCAUUUUCACCUACUCAACUGUAGCUGUUUAGUUCUCGGGUCAGUUAUAAUCUAGAUUAGUUGCAUUUUAAAAAAAUAUAUAAAUAAAAAUGAAAAAAGUAAAUAGUGAAAUACUUGUUCUUCUAUUCCUCUCUGAUUUUUUUUUUUAGUAUGGGCCAUUACAUAACACUUUUGUUCUUGUUCAUUACAAUUGUGUAUGAAUUAUUACCGAUUAAUAAAUCCAUGACUGCAUGCUAAUGGAAUUAAUAAAUGGUUCAAGAACACUUUGUAAUAAAUGUAGAUAUUGUGA
Messenger RNA from Silurus meridionalis, 2492 nucleotides. RefSeq names its product guanine nucleotide binding protein (G protein), alpha inhibiting activity polypeptide 3 (gene gnai3). The transcript has 9 exons. Gene Ontology annotation, cellular component: heterotrimeric G-protein complex. Gene Ontology annotation, biological process: adenylate cyclase-modulating G protein-coupled receptor signaling pathway. Gene Ontology annotation, molecular function: GTPase activity; G-protein beta/gamma-subunit complex binding; G protein-coupled receptor binding. The record is from RefSeq and is a predicted model, not a curated record. The coding region runs from base 556 to 1620 and encodes 354 amino acids. NCBI's taxonomy places the organism in Eukaryota, Metazoa, Chordata, Actinopteri, Siluriformes, Siluridae.